Condylostylus longicornis is the source of this 798-nucleotide messenger RNA. It is a transcript of the gene Rrp40, whose product is annotated as exosome complex component RRP40. Lineage: Eukaryota; Metazoa; Arthropoda; Insecta; Diptera; Dolichopodidae. The transcript has a single exon. Gene Ontology annotation, molecular function: RNA binding. Gene Ontology annotation, biological process: exonucleolytic trimming to generate mature 3'-end of 5.8S rRNA from tricistronic rRNA transcript (SSU-rRNA, 5.8S rRNA, LSU-rRNA); poly(A)-dependent snoRNA 3'-end processing; nuclear polyadenylation-dependent rRNA catabolic process. The record is from RefSeq and is a predicted model, not a curated record. Bases 106 to 798 code for a protein of 230 amino acids. Gene Ontology annotation, cellular component: cytoplasmic exosome (RNase complex); nuclear exosome (RNase complex).
AAAGUUUGUGUAAAGUGAAUCUGCUUGUUGAUUUAUUAAAAAUAUAAUAAUUUUUAUUAAAAAAGUACACAUUUUUUCAAAGUUUUCCAAAUUAAAAAGACAAAAAUGGAUAAUGAUGAGAUAAUUAUGCCGGGCCAACACAUUGAGAAGGCUGAAAAUUUAGCCAAAUCUCAAGAAGUUAUAUUAGGUCCUGGGCUUCGAAGAAUAAAUGAUAAAGUUAUAGCAUCUAAAGCUGGUAUACUUCGUUGUAAAAAAAAUAGAUUCUAUAUAGAUAAUUAUCAAAAACGUUAUGUCCCAGUACAAAAAGACUCAGUCAUUGGAAUAGUAACACAAAGAGCUGGAGAUAUAUUUAGGGUUGAUAUAGACGCUCAUGAAUUGGCAUCAUUGAGUUAUUUAGCUUUUGAAGGUGCUACCAAAAAAAACCAACCAGCGGUGGUAGUUGGGGAUCUUGUUUUUGCAAAAUUGGUACUUGCAAUAAAAGAUUUGGAACCUGAAUUAGUGUGUGUUGAUUCUAAAGGGAAAAAAGGUCGUCUUGGAGUAUUAAAAGAUGGUUUCAUGUUCAAAUGUAGCAUUAAUCUGGUACGAAAAAUUCUUCGACCUGGAUGCCCUUUAUUAGAAGCACUUAAAAUUGAAGUUCCAUAUGAAAUAGCUGUGGGAAUGAAUGGUAGAAUAUGGAUAAAAGGUAACAAUAUAAAAGAGACCAUAGCAAUAGGUAAUGCUAUAUUAAUGGCGGAAUACGCAUCCGAUGAAAAAAUUAGACAAAUGUGUGAAAAUAUUGGAAAUAUAUUAUUUAAAUAA